Molecule: messenger RNA, 1025 nt
Organism: Zea mays
Lineage: Eukaryota; Viridiplantae; Streptophyta; Magnoliopsida; Poales; Poaceae
Product: Calcium-binding protein CML42
Exons: 1
Coding region: 157-768 (203 amino acids)
Molecular function (GO): calcium ion binding
Source: RefSeq, marked provisional
UCGUCGUCCCUCCCGAAACAAAAGAAGCUAUUUUGACACCACACACACACACAGAGGAGAGAAGAUAAGAGAACGAGGGGCAGGGCAGCCAGCGCCGCUAGCUGAAGCAGGGCAGGGCAAGAGAAUCCGUACGUCGAGGUGCAGGUCGUAGGUAGGAUGGACGCGGACCAGCAGGGCGUGGUUGCGGCGGCGGUGAAGCCGGCGCUGGCCAAGGGGACGCCGUCGGCGUCGUUCCGGCUCCGCAACGGGAGCCUGAACGCGGUGCGCCUCCGCCGCGUGUUCGACCUGUUCGACCGCAACGGGGACGGCGAGAUCACCGUGGACGAGCUGGCGCAGGCGCUGGAUGCGCUGGGCCUGGACGCCGACCGCGCCGGGCUGUCCGCCACCGUCGGCGCCUACGUGCCCGACGGCGCCGCGGGCCUCCGCUUCGAGGACUUCGACAAGCUCCACCGCGCGCUCGGGGACGCCUUCUUCGGCGCACUGGGAGGCCAGGACGACGCCACCGCCGCGGCGGACGGCGCCGGCGCCGGCGCCGAGGAGGACGAGCAGGAGAUGCGGGAGGCGUUCAAGGUCUUCGACGUCGAUGGCGACGGCUUCAUCUCCGCCGCUGAGCUGCAGGAGGUGCUCAAGAAGCUCGGCCUCCCCGAGGCCAGCAGCAUGGCCAACGUCCGGGAGAUGAUCUGCAACGUCGACCGCGACAGCGACGGCCGCGUCGACUUCAACGAGUUCAAGUGCAUGAUGCAGGGGAUCACCGUCUGGGGCGCCUGACUGACCUCAUCGUCGUACUGUGUGGCAACUGGCAUGGUGGUCCCGCAUUUCGUCGAGACAGUCCUGCGUCUGCGUCUCUAAUUGAAGAAUUCUUUAGUAUCGUCCUUCACAUCACUGGUCUAGUGGUGAUGAGAAUGCCCUGUCCUGUGUGUGUGUCACAUAACCAUGGUAUGUAAUGUCAUACUGUAAAUUAGGUAUAUGAUGAUGAUGACAGCUGAUAAGAAAAUGUAUCAAACUGGGCUAUUCUAAUCAUUGUC